Molecule: messenger RNA, 6933 nt
Organism: Dermacentor albipictus
Lineage: Eukaryota; Metazoa; Arthropoda; Arachnida; Ixodida; Ixodidae
Product: m7GpppN-mRNA hydrolase-like
Biological process (GO): deadenylation-dependent decapping of nuclear-transcribed mRNA; nuclear-transcribed mRNA catabolic process, nonsense-mediated decay
Cellular component (GO): cytoplasm; P-body
Molecular function (GO): 5'-(N(7)-methylguanosine 5'-triphospho)-[mRNA] hydrolase activity; RNA binding; manganese ion binding
Source: RefSeq, a predicted model, not a curated record
AAUUUAUUCUGUAGUCACGUUACCAAUCGCAAUGAAAGUGCAACAGUAGAUUUAAUUGAAGUAUCUAAAAGGUGGUUUCAAAUUUUGUGUUUGUUUAGCUUUUAGCAGGGCUUCCGGCAUACAAACUGCGCAGUGAGACGGGUGAAUCCGGUGAAAGCAGUGAAACCAUCCCGCGUUCGUUGCCCUGCGAUGUCUUCUGUGUGUUAUGCUAUGGUUUACAUCAUCAACGACCUCAGUUUCACGGGCUAGUAUUUUCGUGAUGCAACCUUUCAGUGAGCUUUGUUAAUCAUUUAUUCGGUGCUACCAGUUGUGCUCGCCAUGCUGCCCCGACAAGCUCCGUUGGAUAUACUGGACGAUUUGUGUUCUCGGUUUAUCAUCAACAUACCCGAGGAAGAGCGCAAAGACCCGAUACGCCUGUGCUUUCAAGUCGAACUCGCCUACUGGUUUUAUCUGGAUUUCUACUGCCCCGAGAACCCCGCGUAUCCCCAGUGCAACAUGAGAGAGUUCACGCAGAUGAUAUUCCAACAUGUGCCUUCACUCCAAGAACAUUUGCCGAACUUAGACGCUAUCAUCGACAGUUGGAAGGAGUACAAAAUGGCUGUGCCGACUUUCGGGGCGAUAGUACUCGACGAAACGCUCGAGCACGUCCUGCUAGUGCAGUCCUACUGGGCCAGAGCGACCUGGGGAUUUCCUAAAGGCAAGGUGAACGAGGGCGAAGAACCGCACGUCUGCGCCGCGCGCGAAGUGCUAGAGGAGACGGGCUACGACAUAACGCCGCUUCUCUCCAAAAACGAGUUCAUCGAGCGCCAGAUCCACGACCAGGUCACGCGCCUCUACAUCAUCGCCGGCGUGCCAAUGGAUACGCAGUUCAGCCCGCGCACACGAAAGGAAAUUAAAAGCAUCGAGUGGUUCGCCAUCGCCGAUCUUCCGUCUCACAAGCGCGACCAGGCGCCGCGAACCACUCUGGGCAUGAACGCGAACGCCUUCUUCAUGGUGAUGCCCUUUGUGAAACACAUCCGCAAGUGGAUCUUCAACAGCCGCCACCGCCGGUUGCAGCAGCAGCUGAGUGACGGCAUGCCUUCCAUCACAGACACGGAAAAGCUGAAGCAGAAGCAGCAGCAGUAUUUCGCCAGCCUGUAUCAGAACGAACUGGCCGACAUACUGCGCCAGAAGGAAUGCUCGGGCCCGGCAGCGACGAGGAAUGGGAUCGAACAAUCGCCGAGACAUCGGCGAAGUGUGGGGCCGUUGUUCAGUGCGUUGUCCUGGACGAGGUUCUCUCUGGACAGGAGCUCUCUUGCAGCAUGUUUUUGCGCAUGAGUCUUCCUUUGCGUGGGUCAAUUCGAUUUUGUCUGCACUGGCUGCACUAGAUGCCUGUGGUGACUGGCAGUGUUGCACUCGGGCGAUACGAGUCUAGCAUUGUCGUCACUGCUGUGUCGUCAGCCUUAAAAUUUUACAGAAUACCGAGAUCAUGAAAAUAUUUUUUUUCUUUUCUUGUAAGUGUCCUCAAGCAUUACCGAAGUAAAAGAAAGCAGUCCAUAGGUUGCACAUGGGACUCCUGCCCCAGCAUCUAACUCACGUGUAGCAUUAUCAAACUGUGAGGAUAACUAAACUUUUUUGCUGCUCUUGUGUUUUGAAAGAGCUUGCCAUCAUUUGUACAAAGCCUACAGAGGUCUUACAAGGAAGGUAGAGUCAAGUGAUUUCUACGCAGGGUGCACACAAAGGACAAGGGAAAAUACACAGUUAAACAUUUAAAGCAAUUGCAUUAAAUUCAUGUGAGCUGAAUGACAAAGGUACUGAAGAAUGUUAGUAAACUUUCCUUAUUCAUUCAUGUAUGCAUUACUUAGCUUUACAUUGAAUUUUUUUAGGCCAAGUGCUACUCUGGCAAAGUUCAACCAUCUGAUUCAAGUUGAAGCUUGGUUCACCUCUUCCUUUCUCUCUUUUUGAUUGACUUGUGCAGUGUUCCGAGAACACCUUCACUUGUUUAUGCGCAUCUGUAGGUUUUGUGCCUGCAGUGUACAAACACCACUUUUCAUCAGUAAGGCCUUUACUUCUUUUAGUGGCAUUCACAUGGGGGAUUGACAGAGGUCACACAACCAAUCGCGACUUUCAACCAAGGAGUUGCUCAAAGUGAUCAUUGUUCACACUGGCGAGCAUGUCCUUCCUGUUGCUAUGCCAAAAUGUCUUGAAAUUAGUGCAGCUCAUGCACAAUGUGUGCAUGUCUGCUUGCAUUGCCAACACAAAAUGAAUUUCAGCAUAUUCUAGCAUCCUUCUCCUGUACGCUGAUUGGUUCAGCAGCUUUGCGACUCCAGUUGCAGAGCUGGAGAAUUGGUCAGGACAGGGACCCCACGUGUUCAAUUGCAGGGGUUCAAUUGCAACUCCCAGGCCCUAUGGUGUAGUAAAUUAGGCCUUGGUUUCACAAAAACAGGACACACACACACACACACACACACACACACACACACACACACACACACACACACACACACACGGUGUUUCAGCGGACACUUUCAAAAAUUUUUAAAGAUUGCCUGUGGCAGAUAUCAAAAUUCUAGUUUGAGCCAGUCUACUUGAAGUGGCGGACACUACUUGCACAAGAAAAUGAAAUGCAAAAUAGAUUAGCAAUUAAUUCACUAAUUAACUUUCCUAGCUAAUUAUGAUCUGUAUUGCAAUUUACAAAUUCUAGUAGUGGACUUCGCAAGGCAGAUCCACUUAAAACGAAUUCUCAGGACGACACCAGUUUCGAGAUAUAAAUUCCCAAACUUUGUGGAGAAAUGCAUUGGCGUUCCAGUUACUUGUAUACUUCAGUGCAUAAAACGGGGUUUUGUUAACAAGAUAACUGGAACGCCAAUGCAUUUCUCAGCAGAGUUCGGGAAGUUAUAUCUCGAAACUGGCAUCAUCUUGAAAAUUCAUUCCAAGUGGAUCCGCCUCGCGAACGUCGCAGCUAGAAUUUGCAAAUUGCAAUUUGGGCCAUAAUGUAAUUAGUUAAUUCAUGUUUAUUAAAAGUCGAUUUUUCACCUCAAUUUUUUGUGCAAGUAUUGUCCACCACUUUGUGUAGAUCAGCUCAUGAACUAGAAUUGUGAUAUCUGCCACAGGCAACUCUUCAAGAUUUUUGAACGUGUUCGCUCAAACACACUAUACAUAUUGUUCGCCCAACGCAACCAUUGGUGACUGUUUCUUUGUUACCAACUUGGUUGUGCUUGACUUCUGCUACUCACCAGUGUGAAGGCCACCUAACCCUUCCCUAACCUCACAGCCUACAAAGGUGCUUGGUGGGAGUUCCUGUGUGCUCAAGGGCGUGAUAUUAAACAGCAGUUUGCAUGCGUGUUGUACAAUACUCUCCAGUUUUCUUUGUAAAAUGUGUCAUGACAUUCAUAGAAAAGAAUGACAUUAGUGUCUUGCUUCUAGCACAUUGCACUGACAGCCCUUCCCCUAGGUACAUUGCACAGCACCUAGCUUGAGAUCGCAUAAUGAUUAUGAAAUCGGUAGCAGAUUGCUGAAUUCUCAAAAAGGAAGUGUUUUAACCAUGUGCCAUUGCUUAAUUCUUUGUCUUUCUUAAUUGCGCCAUUUCCUAUGUGAACUAAUGUGUUCCGUGUACGCUGUUUAAUAUGAUUUAGCCUGACACUUUUAUUUGUAACCUAUAUGUGCAUAUUAUUUUGGCACUGCAGAAGAAUGCCAUUUCUUGCAUCUAGGACAGCAAAGUGCUGUAGCAUAAUAUAUUGCUAUUGGAUGUUUUUACCUCUUUUUGUUCAGAGAGCAGUGCUAAACGGGACAGGGACUAAAAGGGGCAGACAGGUGCUACCUUCCAACUGACUUCAUUCAAGACUUCCAGUAAUCCUUACAAAUCUAAGAGAGGGAGAGAAAGAAAACACGACUAGAGGUAAAGGAUGGCAUCCUCUAAGCCAUUAGUGCAAUAUAAAACAAGUCGUGUCCACUUUCCUUCUGGUUGACACUGCAUCAGGCCAUAUAUUCUAUGCCACUGCUUGUUUCGACAUCACAAACAAUGAGGUCAAAACAAGUCAUAAGAAAUGCGCAAUUAGCCAAGACAAGUCCUAUGUAUAGAUAUUGUUAUGUGAGACGUUUUGGCAACUCUGCACUCUUAAAAGUGAAGGCAUAGUUGGAGGUUGAUAGUGCUUCACUGUUAGACGGGUCGGACCAUUUGAGCAAAUACAGGGAAAACAGGUUUGGUGUUUCGAACGGCCUGAAUGAUGUCUUGAUGUGAGUGUUAUACCUCUGAAUGUGGACGUUCCGCCUUGUAAUACAAAGUUGUGCCAAGCAAGCUAUAGUUUUUGUAGAAAUUGUCAAUUUCUUGCAGAUAAAAAAACAAAACUUUUCGAAUUGAAAAUUUGAGUGAACAUAAGUUACAAAACUUCAUAUUCUUCACAUUCUUGCAUUGUAAAUUCUAGAGUGUAGAAGACUGGAGUUUGUUCAGCUCCUUUUUUUUCUUUGCAUGUCAGUGAAAGUGUAACACGUAUUGAGCAUGCUUCUUUGCCAGUGUUGUUUGUGCUUUUGAGAUUAUUGCUGUUAAAAGCUCAAAAGCUGGCAAAGCUUUGGAGCUUUCUCACCUCUACUUAUCAUGGUGCUUGAUGACACAUGACACACAGAUGCUUAAUUACUUUUGUUUUGUACAUUUAUGUAACAAUUUCAGUAUUGUAGCAUCUCCAUGUAAGCAAAUGAGUGAUAGUUUCUAGCCAGUUCAUACAGAGUUGGUACUGUCAUGCUGUGAAAGCUUAUUUUAAAAAGGUGUGCUGUAUUCUUUGUCAUUUGAAAAUGUAGGUAACGGGACGUUCUUGUACAUCGAUCAUGGUUGUAGCAUCACAGGCAAACUUGACACAUUUGGCAAAUUUCAUUAACUUGCGGUCUGCUUAUUUGAAGUUUUUCUAGAAGCGCUUGGUAAAAUGAAGUACUCACCUUGUGCAUACUUGCACCAUGUGUUGCUAUAGGAUAAUUUUUUUUUAAGCUUUACUAGUCUGGUAGUUUGUGCCAUUGCCUGACAGUACAUGAAGCAACUAAUAUUAUUGCUUACAAUAAUGCAGUAGUGACAUACACAAAUACAAACUGCUGUAGUGAGCAUUGAGGCCGUACAACAACAACUGAUGUUGGUAAAGUGACUGCAAGUGCACUUGAAACUGAUGGGCAGAAACCUGUCACUUCAACAGCAAGCUGGCUGCUUUUCACCAGAGUGAACGAUGGUGGUGUUACCGAGGGCUGUGGUAGUGACUGCUGUAGCAAAUUAAGUUUCUGAAGUGAUGUGUGGCGACCUCUUCACCUACUUAGCAAUGCAUUAGCAAAGUGUGCAUUGUAGUUGAAUUCGCUGUUUCUUAUAUGUACUGGUUGCUGUGCAACUUUUGAUAAGACUGGGGGAAGACAUGCUGUGAAAGCGUCUGUGCACCCAUAGUAACAGUAUUGCGAGCUGCUGUCAAGUGCCUAUGGUCUCAUUUUGUUGGACAAUUCUAGCUUGACUUAUAUUCAAGUGCACUCCUGUUGCUGUAUUAUUGUCAUGCAGUAGGGCUGAAAUCUUGUCAAGCUUUGUUCCGAGCAUAAUGCGGCAGCACCACACCUGCCAACAGUCUUCUUUAUAGAACAGAAAAUCGGGCUAGUUGGUCUACACUAAACAUGGUCUUGAGUAGCGCUAACUUCACGAAACACAAGAACGACAAAAGAGCACUUGGUCUGCAUCUCUCUUCUGACUAGUAUAGUCAGUGAUGGUCACACAGCAUGAUAGCAUGUCUUAACAUAUUUUGUUUGAAUAUGUCAAAAGAGGUGGCCAUGGCCUCACGGCAAUGCUGAUAGCAUGUACAACUUUUGGUGGCAUGUUUUGAAUGCUGGAUACCUGUCAUCUUUUUUCUUUUUUUUUGCGGGAUGUGCUACUUGAAGGAGACAUGCUUUUGACAUCCACAGUUUUUCAUGCAAAGGCUGCAACAUAAUUACUCUCCCUUAUUCCACUCUGUGAGCUAUCACUCUUUCCAUCCAAGUCUCUGUGAAAGGUUGUUGUUUAUUUUGAUGCUGGGACCUAAUACACUUGUAGCAGUCUUGAAAACCUUUCGGGGAUGUGAAAAUGAUGCCAAGGGAAGUGUGAAAUCACAAACCAAAACUUUGGUGAAUCCUUGAGCACUUUUAAAUGACAAAUUAUUCUGCUAAGGAAUGACAAUGACAGACCUUAUAUGAAAUUCUGGAAAGGGGCAUCUCCAUUGAUGAGUUUCAUACAACGAAGAUGUCUAAUCCCAUGCUUUACUAGGAAACAAGGGCACAUGCUGCUGGCACACUUCCAUACAUCAGUAAAGAUUGGCGAUGCUUGUUCACUCUUGCACAUCAAUAUAUUCAGAUAUGCACUUAAUGAUCACUCACAUCCACAUUUAUGGAAUCACCAUGAGUGAGUGCAUUCACAAAUGUGCUUGCCUAUCACACAUUUAUAAUGACCACUUUUGAGGCACUUGCACUUUUGGGCAUUCUUUUGCAUUCAGCAUCACGGCUGCUCACUCUCAUAGAAACUUUAGAAGGGGUAUAUCUAAACUCGGUGCUCAUUUACACUCUUGCUUCCUCACUUGAACCUGUAACCUUCAGCUUUAGAAGCACUUCAUAUGCAACCUCUGUGAUUGAAGCGGUUGCAGUUGCGGCCCAUUUCCCAGAAUUUCUUUUCAGAAUUUCCAAGAAGCCCAUUUCCAGAAUUUCUUCAAAAGGUCAUUGUUUUGAGUUAGGCUACAUGUGUCGCCAGCUAUGUGAGCUUUAGUUAAAUUGGUGUUGUCAAGCUCAUGUGACAAUGAAGGCAGUACAAUUCAUGUUCUGAUUGUCACAUAGCAAUUUUUUUUUCCAUUUAAUUUUGCUGGUCAGUUGGAGGCUUUGUGCUGGUGCGUGUUGCGCAGGUCUCUGGAUGAUGUGUCUGACCUUGGCGCAUUUACUGUGAGUGAAUAAACAAGUGAUGACACUACUCGUUAA